AUGGCACAAAUUAGCAUGUCCAGGGCCUUCUUCUUCGUCCAAAUGCUGGUCUUGGUCGUCUUGGCUGCAACGGUUUCGGCUCAGGAGAGUGCUCCGGCACCAGCACCGGCACCAAUGGAUGCCGGGGCUGCUUACUCUUUGCCUGUAAACGGCGCAGCUGUUGGAGCGUCGCUUAUGGUCUCAGUUUUUGCCUUGUUGAAGCACUACUUGAAUUAA
Molecule: messenger RNA, 216 nt
Organism: Prunus armeniaca (apricot)
Lineage: Eukaryota; Viridiplantae; Streptophyta; Magnoliopsida; Rosales; Rosaceae
Source: the annotation of a GenBank genome assembly